UUCAAAUUAAAUGAAAGACUAGAAACAACAAUUACUUUUAGAAAAUAUGCGUGGAUUUGUAGAUCAAAAAGCAUGUUUAAGAAGUGCGACGCGAAAUAUAUAUUCCGCCAUAUAAUUUUGGAUUGAGGAUACAUUUAUUUUCUUAGGGAGCAAUUAUAUUGAGCACAUAUUUACGAAAGAUACGAUAUGGAUGAGGGAGAUGACCAUCUCUCUAUACAGGAUGGUUCCGAUGCCUAUAUUACAUUACCGUGUACACCGUGUAGUGAGGAGGGAUCCAGUGAAGAGGCUAUCAAAUAUUGUCCGGAAUGUGACGAAUACCUUUGUGAAACAUGUACAAAAUACCACCGUAAGGUGAAAGCGUCACGUGACCACAAGCUUGUUGAUAGAGAAGAAGGAAAAGACAAAUAGCAGGUUACUACGGCAACAACGAAAAUAAAAUGUCGACAGCACCCGGAUAGAGAUAUAGAAAUGUAUUGUGGUACACACGAUAUGGUCUACUGUUUGAAGUGUAUCGCCACAAAACACAGGUCAUGUAGUGAUGUGACUAAUCUAACAGAUGCUGCAGGCUCGAGCUUUCGACAAAAUGAAAUUGCUCGUCUGCAAAAAGAAUCCAAGUCUAUGAAAGAGCUCCUGGCGGACAUAGAGAAAGCGAAACAAGAACAUGUCGUUUUACUUAAAGAGAAAAGAGAUCAAAUUCAAAGAAGAGUUCAAGAAAUACAAGUUAGCAUGAUAGAGCACAUCAAAACCCUUUCUAAACAAGCAAAUGUUUCCCUCGACGAAACAUAUGCUAAGGGCAAAGACAAACUAGAAUCAGAUAUCGCUGUAGUGAAUCGUAGAAGAUCAGAAGUGGAGAAGAUAAAUGAACAGCUCCAGUCAAAGACGCAAGUUAAUCAGGAACAACAGUUUGUUAAAGUCAAACUUUGUCAGCAGAUAACAGAUGACGCCAAACACUUACAUGCAGAAUUUGAAUCGGGUGGUCAAGUAUCAGUUGAGUUCGAGGAAAAUUCAAAUGUGAUGGAACAGUUCUUGGAAGUCAAGAGUCUAGGAAAAAUAGAACAAUUUCGUGUAAAUAGAAAGAGAGAAAUACAACGCCAGGAAGAGGUGAAUGUUAAAAUGCAAAACGACCAGCAUACCUGUUGGAUAGUUGAUAUUUGCAAGCUUGGUAGCGGACGUUUUAUCUUGGCCGACUUUAAUAACAUUAAGGUAAAGCUAAUGGAUACCGAUCAUAAAGUGACCGAUCACUUUAGUGUUCAAGGUCAACCGACUGGCAUUUGUAAAAUAAGUCAUAAUGAAGUAGCGGUGAAGUUGAAUACUAACAACAUAGAAUUAUUGUCAGUAGGUACUCGUUUUUCUAAACUGAGAAGUAUUUCCAUUAAAGAAGGAGGUAAUUACAGGGGUAUGAUUUACACAGCUGGAAAAUUUUGGGUAGGGAAAUCAGCAGGUGUUGACGUGUACGACAUAAAUGGCACAUUUGAACGAUCUGUUGCAAAAUUCAGACCGUGUCAGAUGAUUGUUUGUCAGAACUCUGUAUAUUUGACUGAUUAUAAUGACGGCAUUGUCUGUUUUAAGAGCGAUGGUACGAAAAGAACAGAACUUCGAGAUAGUAGACUGGAGAAUACAACUGGUGUAUGCAUGUCAUGUGAUGGUACAGUAUACACUAUUGAUGAACUGUCCAAAAAGAUUGUCAUAUUCAGUCGGAAUGGGAAAUGCCUGGGAGAACUGGUUCCUGAUGUCUCCAAUGGGACUGAACCGGAAUCGCUGUGCUACGAUGAUAAAAACAAUUGUAUAAUAAUUGGUUUUACCCCAUCCAAUACAGUUACUGUGCUUUAUUUAAUAUAAAUAAAGCAUUGUGUGCAAUAAGAUAAACACAAUUUAUUUUAAUUUUAACCUUUCCGAAAAGGUAGUUAGAACGUACUGCUUCAAUGCAGACUAAGUUAUCCUGACUGCUUUUACGAAAGAUCUUAAUACAAAUUUACAUGACGUUAUCACUUUUAUAGUUCAAAGGAAUUAUGUUCCGCAUCAAAAUGUUUUUAAACGUUUGGAAAUUUCAUCGAUGUCUUCGUUUCAAAGUUCCUAUUGGUAUCUUUUAGGUUUUUGAAGCAUAUAUAAACGGUGAAAAAAGCCAAUUUAACGAGUUACGCGUUUUAAUUAUUAUAUAAGUAAAUAUGAGUGUUUAACAAUGAUUUCACAAAACGCAUAAAAUGUUGCACCAGGAUUAAGCCCAUAUUACUUAUCAUAUUUUUCUCUUUGUGGUUUAUGAUAUCACAUAUAACUAUCAUUCAUGUCGAAAAAAAAAAAAAGAAACUGAUAGAACUAUGUGAUAUAGCAUGUAUGUAGAUGUUUGUUUUCAUAUCACGUAGACUUCACAUCAAAAUGACUGAAUGAUAUAAGAUUUGAAUGCUUCAAAUUUCUCCUUAGAUAAUAAUCUUACUCCCUAUAUAUCGCGUGAACACUGCUUAUUUUCGGCGUAGCUGUAUCUCAUGGAUUUUGACCUACAUUCUAUUGUAAUCGGGGCACGGAACAGGUGCGCGCUGAAAAGAUAAACCAUUUAUUAAGUCUUAAAUGACAUUGAAUAUCAUAUUCAAUAGAGGUUAUUUGGUAGUUUUGUUACCCAAAACUUAACUAAUUUAUUCUAAUUUUAAAGUUUUCAGUAAUUUAUCAUAUGAAACACUCAGGACGAAUUCGUACGAAAAGAACAGUCUGAGCCAAUUCUGGAUAUUCAAUCAUUUUUAUUGAUUCUAACAAAAGGACCAAUACGGAGAAGUUACAUCUCUUUGAUGUUUUACUUACUCUAUUUUGCAUUUUUCGUUCAAUGUAUAUCCAGUGUUUGUUAGAAAUGAUUUAAGUUUUAAUAUCUGAUAACUACCUUCAGUUUGUCAUUUUAAAUUCCACGAUGUCUCGCAAAGGCCAGUUUUUUUUCGAAAGAUGUAUAUUUUUCUUGUACCUAGGUACAUUUGUAGAGUGACUGAAAAGAAAAUUAAAUGCCCCAGUUGAGUAAAACUAAAGGACUGUGGAAUGUUAUGAGACAUCUAAUUCUGCUACCCUAAAGUUUUUAUUUAAUAAGGCGUUUUAUUAAAUUGACUUCUUCAAAUGGAAUACAAGCGUAUUUGACAAAUUGCGGCGAAACAAGUGUGCUAUUUAUAUUCAUUACACAUUCAAAAGUAAAACUUAUGAUAUUGCGGACAGAAUACACACUGCUUUCCAAAUCACAUGGCCAUUCUUUUUUAUCCUUUAAUGAGCAUCCUUUUAUGUGGGACUAGAACCUAGACUCCUUCCUACAACGUCAGUUAUAUAUUCCAAAACCUGGUUUUUCAUCUUGAUCCCCAGCUAAAACUUUGAAAGGAAAAAUAAAUUGGUUUUAUAAUUCCUCCUUCGAUCAAACGCUAAAAGUAGUGACGCAUUAUUUUUGGGCUAGGACCACCACGGAUCAAAACAACGUUCUGCAGCCAAGACGGCACAACGACACUAAAGCCAUGAUCAUACAUGCAUAACUUAUGUGAUUAGAAAUGUUUUUGACUUAGUCAGACCUAAUCUGACUAAUCGAGACAUCUGGAAAAGUAAAAUGCUUUCUAGAACUACCAUUGUUUUUUUUUCUAGAAUGACGUGUAACUCGAAUAGUAUUUAUUCAAAGACAGUUCAAGGGAAAGUUUUGUUAUAGUAAAUGUGUAUGUAAUAGAUACUGCUGAUUUAACCACUCGACUAAUUUAAAUAUGUUGUAUCGUGAGUCUCCUUACUGCAACAUGCACAUGUAAAAUAUAUUACGUCGGUCCACAUGCAAGGGAAAGUUUCUUUAGGUAAGUGUGGAUCUAACAGAGACUGAUUGAACCUAUUGACCGAUUCAAAUUUGUUCUAACGUGGGUCUUCUUUACAGCAACAUCCACAUGUAAAAUAUAUUACGUCGGUCCACAUGAAGUGUUUAUCCGAACGGUGUUUUAUUUGAUAAUCACACAAUAACGUAUGGACAAGAGCGGUUACAAGCAAUUCGUAUGUAAAAGCUAUUCUCUAGGUACAGGCUUUUAUACGUUUAUAAUUGAGACUACGACUUAUUCACUUCAUGCACAAAGUAAUAGACAUUGUGAUGUACAUUUAUACUUGUUAAAAACCGAUUGAUUUUUGUAAGAUUUUACCCUUAAUGCUUUAGUUGUUCUGGUCCUGGGUGUUGCUUGUGUAUAAUUGUACCAAAAGAAAAGCAGAUUUAUAAUAUCAAACUUGUUUUUAAUAAACAUCACUCCCUCUAUUAAAGUAUAAAAAACUGUCAAAAGUGUAUAAAAAUUAUUAAAUGCAAUUAUGUAAAACUAAAUUAAAUAAAAACUAUUUUAUUGUUCCAAAACCCACACAAUUCAAACAUUUAUUUAUUGUCAAACAGUGUUUGUUUUGUUAGAAAAUGACUAGCAUGAACAGAUUUUGUGAUGAUAUAAAAUGGAAAGUUUUUGUCCUUGUAACAUGUUCUUGAAUACAAAUAGGGUGUAAUUAAUAUCAGUAAUAUUGCGCAGCUGUCUUUUUGUCAAUAUAAUAUGGAAGGUCCUUAUCAAUAUGGAAUUUCAAUAUGGAAUGGUUUCAUUCUAUUAGUUCUUGAUAUUUCAUCGGGUCUUCUGGGCACUGAAUAGUCACAUAUGGGACAAUUUUUGUAAUUGGAAAAUACGGGAAAUAUUUUCACGAUGUACGCGCUCAGUGACGUGAACACUGUGUUUUUGAGACGAAAGUUUGACUGUUAACCCUUACUCUGUUAAAUUUCUAUAAUGAACUUGUCCAUCUUUCAAUUUGGACAGUACCAUUAACUUUUAAAAGGGGUGCUUACCAAAAAGAUACUAACUGAAUGGCGAACAGUGCAGGUCGUGAUCAGAGUGCACGGAUGUGCAGGCUGAUCUUGGUCUGCACUGGUCGCAAAGGCUGAAUCACUUGCCGCCAGGCUAGGGGUUAAUAGUUAUGGAAUGUGUAUGCAAACUACUUCUGUAUCUGAUAGUAU
Messenger RNA from Mercenaria mercenaria, 4966 nucleotides. RefSeq lists its product as uncharacterized. NCBI's taxonomy places the organism in Eukaryota, Metazoa, Mollusca, Bivalvia, Venerida, Veneridae. The transcript has 3 exons. The record is from RefSeq and is a predicted model, not a curated record. The coding region runs from base 469 to 1839 and encodes 456 amino acids.